This is a messenger RNA of Zophobas morio, 1510 nucleotides long. RefSeq lists its product as uncharacterized. The transcript is spliced from 8 exons. Lineage: Eukaryota; Metazoa; Arthropoda; Insecta; Coleoptera; Tenebrionidae. Bases 42 to 1259 code for a protein of 405 amino acids. The record is from RefSeq and is a predicted model, not a curated record.
GAUAUUUGUGUUUUGAUAUUUUGAUUCGUUGAUUCUGCGGUAUGUAUUUGGUUAAUGUUUUUGUUUGGCUGGUGGUGUUUGCGUUUGCCGGGGGCGAAAUUUUGCAAAAUCCGCCCAAAAAACUCAAGCAACGGAGUUUACUGACGGAUGUUAUGAGGAGUAAUGUGGUGAAUCCUUUUCUGCUCAAUUCCAGGCAGGGACGAUUUUUAUCCCUCUUCACAUUCGUUCAGUUCAGCAACCAGAUCUGCAUGGGAGCCACCGGAGACAAUGGCACCUGCGUUUCCGCCCCUGAAUGCUCCCAGAGGGGCGGCACAGCAAAUGGUCCGUGCGCCGGUGGAUUUGGAACGUGUUGCAUGUUUGUGGCGACAUGUGGAUCGACCAUCCGAGAGAACGGAACUUACUUCGUUCAAGGGGGCUAUCCGAAUCAAUACGAUGGCACCGGCUCAUGUCAGGUUACGCUGGUCAAGUCACAUCCGGACGUCUGUCAGUACAGGCUAGACUUCGACCAGUUCAUCCUAAUGGGUCCCGAAACCACCAACAACAUUUGCAACAACGACCAGUUCAUAGUGUCCGGUGGCAAUCCCGUGCCGCCCAUCUGCGGCACCAACACUGGCAACCACCUGUACGUGGAUGCAGGAACUGGCACGUCCAACCCCGUGACGCUGUCGGUGGUAACCAGCGGCCCCAUGUUCCCGAGAAAUUGGAAGAUCAGAAUUUCACAAAUACCUUGCAGUUCGAUUUACCGAGCUGAAGAGGGUUGUUUGCAGUACUUCACAGGAGUUGCGGGUCAGAUCCGGUCGUUCAAUUAUGAUCCGACUACAGGGUUACAGCUGUCAAAUCAGGACUAUAGUAUAUGCAUUCGGAAUGAGAGGAAUUUCUGUGGGGUGCAGUAUACGCAGUGCGACGAUCCAGCCCACAACCGAAGUCAGUCGUUCACCCUUUCCGGCAAUUCGAACAACGCCGUUCAAGCGAUGGUGGGUAGCACAGGGUCGUCGAAUUUCUGCCAGGCGGACUACCUCAUUAUACCGAUGGCCACGAAUGUGGGCAGAUCCAUCACAGGACCUUCUGCCAACGUAGACAGGAUCUGUGGAGGAGUUUUAAGCGCUGACGUCACGCUACAACCAACGACGGUCAGAAGUACCGUGAAGCCUUUCAGACUGUGGUUUCAUACCGACAGCACCGAAGCACCCAACGACGUCGCCAACAAAGGAUUUUGCUUAAAUUACGUACAGCAGCCAUGCACAAACAAUCUGGCUUGAAAUGCACACUGCUCCAGUUUAUUCUCAGUAGUUAAUUCGAUGGGAUAAUCCCGGUUUCAGAGUUUACCGUAAAAAAUUUAGUGUGUUUUAAAAAUGGCGGACCAUAACAAUGGAGUUUUACGCUUUGGUUUUUAGGAGCAUAAUAAAUUUUAUAUUGUAGUGAAAAUUAAUAGCACGCUGUUACGGCGAAUGGCUGCUUAAUGGCCGUCUUUUUUGUUGAGUAAUUUUAAGAUUAGUGUUAGGAGUGUGUU